Arabidopsis lyrata subsp. lyrata is the source of this 1104-nucleotide messenger RNA. RefSeq names its product probable polygalacturonase At3g15720. The transcript has 9 exons. The annotation marks the transcript as partial. NCBI's taxonomy places the organism in Eukaryota, Viridiplantae, Streptophyta, Magnoliopsida, Brassicales, Brassicaceae. Gene Ontology annotation, molecular function: polygalacturonase activity. Gene Ontology annotation, biological process: carbohydrate metabolic process. The record is from RefSeq and is a predicted model, not a curated record.
UUUCUAUAUUUUGGUUUUGUAAGUGGUGAAAACUAUAAUGUACUUGAUUUUGGUGCUAAAGGAGAUGGUAAAACUGAUGAUUCAAAGGCUUUCAUAAAAGCAUGGAAAACUAUGUGUGGAGAUGAAGGAGACACAAAAACAAUUUUAGUACCCUCAAGUCAAACUUUCUUACUUCAACCUCUUCAGUUUCAAGGUCCUUGUGGAUCUUCUCCUGUGUUUCAGAUGGACGGCGAAAUUGUUGCACCUAGUGACGAAAGUUUGUGGUUGAACUUGGAUCAAAAAUCUAAAAAGUGGAUAUCUUUUUCGAAUGUAAAUGAUCUAACGGUCGUUGGUUCUGGAAGUAUCAAUGGAUUUGGUUCAUCUUUUUGGGAGUCAUUAGAUUUUAACAAUUGUAAUAACCUCAAGAUAAGCGGAAUAACUUCUAAAGACAGCCCAAGAAAUCAUAUAUCAAUCGAUAGUUGUAACAUAGUUAUGAUAUCGAAUAUACAACUCUUUGCACCUGAAACAAGUCCUAACACUGAUGGAAUUGAUAUAUCCACCUCGACGAAUGUUGACAUAUCGAAAUCUACCAUUGGAACUGGAGAUGAUUGUAUAGCUUUAAACACAGGAUGUGUGAAUAUUAACAUCACAGAGAUUGUUUGUGGGCCUGGUCAUGGAAUAAGUAUUGGAAGUCUGGGAGCUAAUGGACAAGUAGCUAAAGUUGAAAACGUUCAAGUGACUCAUUGCAUUUUCAACAAGACAACAAAUGGAGCUAGGAUCAAAACUUGUCAGGGUGGAGAAGGAUAUGUUAAGCAUAUAUAUUUUGAGCACAUUACCAUCAUUGAUGCAAAGAAUCCGAUUAUAAUCGACCAACACUAUGUUGAUAAAGGACAUAGCAGUUUCGAAUCUAACAAGGAUUCAGAAGCUGUGGCGAUUAGCGAUGUAAAAUUCAUUGAUUUUCAUGGAACGACGCCAAAUGAAAAUAUUAUAACACUAAAUUGCAGCAAAAUCAAGCCUUGCAAAAACAUAGUUUUUAACGAUAUCAAUAUUACUACAGAGGAAGGGGGAAAGCCCAAAAGUGAUUGCAACUAUGUGAUGGGAAAUUCUGAAUGGCAUUACCUUUAA